AAAGGGGUGAGAUUUGAAAGAAACACCCUUUUUCUUGCAAAAAGAUUGAGUGACUCCUUUAAGCCACCCUUGAUUUUGUUAGUGAAGAAUGUGGAGGAAAUCCUUGGGGAGCAUUUUUGGAACUCCAAUUCACCCCCCCGUCUUGAAGUACAUUGAGUCAACAAUUGGUAUUAGAACAAAGGCUCCAAUUUAAAGGUUUAACCACCUAGGAGUUGAUUAGGGAUGGCUCAAUUUCAAGCUUCUCAACCACUUGAAUGUUUGUCUACCGCCAAGCCUCCUUUCUUUGAUGGUACUAAUUAUAAUUAUUGGAAGAAUAGGAUGAAGGUCUUCAUGCUUGCGAAUGUGCCCAAGGCAUGGAUUGUAACUAUGAAAGGUCCAAAUGUGCCUAUGAAAGUAGUUGGGGAAAGUGAGGUGCCAAAGGAAGAAGUUGAAUGGAAUGAUGAAGAUUUGGUGAAGAUCAUGAUCAACAACAAAGCAAUCAACAUGCUUCAAUGUGCUCUCAAUCCAAUGGAAUUCCAUGGAGUUUCUAGGUGUGAUACAGCUAAGGAGAUGUGGGACAUGUUAAAGGUUCUUAGAAGUUUGCCCAAGAAUUGGGAAGCCAAGACGACCGCAAUUGAAGAAUCAAAGGAUCUCAACACUCUCAAGCUUGAAGAUCUCAUUGGAAAAUUGAUGACAUAUGAAAUAGAAGUUCAAGUUGAUUGUGGAGUUAAAGUAGUUGAGAAGAAGAAGAAGAAGAAGAAUGUUGAUUUCAAGGCUAGCAACCAAAAGGAAGAGAGUGAAAAUGAUGCUAGUAAUGAUGAGUCUAGUAAUGAGGAGGACAUCACCAAAUUGGUUUCAAAGGAAGUGAAGAAAUACAUGAAGAAGAGUCUCAAAGGGACAUCCUCUAGAAGAAACAAGGAAAUUCACUAUUCUAGAGGAAGAAUAUGUAGUGAUGAUGAUGAUAGAGGAAAGCCAAGCAAGAAGCAUAUCAAAUGCUAUGAGUGCAACAAGAUGGGGCAUUAUAGAAAUGAAUGUCCUUAAUUGAAGAAGGGUGAAAGGAAAAACAAGAAGAGCAUGAAGAAGAAAGCUUUUGCUGCCACUUGGAGUGAUGUUGAGGCUAGCUCAACGGAAAGUGAAAGCUCCUUGGAGAAUGGUGUUGCAAAUCUUUGCUUCAUGGCUCAAGAGGAUAGCAACAAUGAUGAAGAGGUAAACUCUAACUUCUCUAGUUCAAUUAAUGAAAGUUCUUUUAAGUA
This is a messenger RNA of Rubroshorea leprosula, 1232 nucleotides long. The record is from the annotation of a GenBank genome assembly. Lineage: Eukaryota; Viridiplantae; Streptophyta; Magnoliopsida; Malvales; Dipterocarpaceae.